This is a messenger RNA of Ornithorhynchus anatinus (platypus), 1295 nucleotides long. RefSeq names its product dehydrogenase/reductase 11 (gene DHRS11). The transcript is spliced from 7 exons. Bases 138 to 905 code for a protein of 255 amino acids. NCBI's taxonomy places the organism in Eukaryota, Metazoa, Chordata, Mammalia, Monotremata, Ornithorhynchidae. The record is from RefSeq and is a predicted model, not a curated record.
GGAGCUUGGAGUGGCGAGCAUAGGGGCGGCCGUUGGCGGGAGAGAAGGGCGGAGCGGGGACCGAAGGACCCACCCCAGAGACCCCCGAAGCCGCCCAGCCCCGAAGCGGGCCCCAAGCGGCCGAAGGGCAGCGGCCCAUGGAGCGGUGGCGGGGGCGGGUGGCGCUGGUGACCGGCGCCUCGGGGGGCAUCGGCGCCGCCGUGUCCCGGGCGCUGGUGCGCCACGGCCUCAAGGUGGUGGGCUGUGCCCGCGACGUGGGCAAGAUCGAGAAACUUGCAGCAGAGUGUCAGAGCGCUGGCUUCCCGGGGACCCUUGUCCCUUAUAAAUGUGACCUGUCCAGUGAGGAGGAGAUCCUGUCCAUGUUCUCGGCCAUCCGAACCCAGCACCGAGGCGUGGACAUCUGCGUCAACAACGCUGGCCUCGCCCGGCCCGAGCCCCUGCUGACGGGCGGCACGGAAGGUUGGAGGGCCAUGCUGGACCUGAACGUGCUGGCGGUCAGCAUCUGCACCCGGGAAGCCUACCGGUCCAUGCAGGAGCGGAACGUGGACGACGGUCACAUUAUCAACAUCAGCAGCAUGUCCAGCCACCAGGUGGUCUCCCAGCCGCUGGCCAACUUCUACGAAGCCACCAAGUGUGCGGUGAUGGCGCUGACGGAGGGGCUGAGGCAGGAACUGCGCGAGGCCAAGACCCACAUCCGGGCCACGAGCAUCUCCCCAGGGCUGGUGGAGACCGGCUUCGCCUUCAAACUCUACAGCGACGACCCCGGGAAGGCAGCUGCUACCUAUGAGAACAUCCAGUGUCUCAAAGCGGAGGAUCUGGCUACCGCUGUCGUCUACGUGCUUAGUGCCCCGCCCCAUGUCCAGAUCGGCGACGUCCAGAUGCGGCCGACAGAGCAGGUGUCCUAGCGGUUGGGGAGGAGCUGGACCGUGGGGGACGGAGCCCUCCCUGGCUCCCCUCGGGACCGACCCACUGACCCCGGGAUGACUCUUCAGCCCAUCGCCGGGACCCCCUGGACCAGCAGAGGUGGCGGAGGCUGCCUGGGGGUGGGGGUGGGGGAGGAGGGGUGGCCAAGCUACGGGGGGUGGGGGGAGUAAUAGGUUACUCAGUGGCUUGUUUCCUCUUGCCCCCUGACAAUUUAAAACUAAAAAAACCCAAAUUGGGACUCCGACUUUUGUCCCCCAGCAUUGUCCGGGAGGCUGGGGGAGUCCUGGCGAUGCAGGCCUUGGGGCCCUUUAAUAAUAAUAAUAAAUGUGGAAUUUGUUAAAAGCUUACUAUGUGCCAGACACUGUACUAAG